Phascolarctos cinereus (koala) is the source of this 4376-nucleotide messenger RNA. It is a transcript of the gene HEPACAM2, whose product is annotated as HEPACAM family member 2. Gene Ontology annotation, biological process: centrosome cycle. The record is from RefSeq and is a predicted model, not a curated record. Gene Ontology annotation, cellular component: midbody; spindle; Golgi apparatus. NCBI's taxonomy places the organism in Eukaryota, Metazoa, Chordata, Mammalia, Diprotodontia, Phascolarctidae.
CACCUGUCUGCACAUGUCAGCUCGAUGACCACUGCACUGCACAGCUUCCACUUGCUGUAUGAAAUGACCCCAUGAAAGGGUUGCCUCUCUGCAGCCUGGGCACUGGGGAAGUCAAGGCCCUGGCCAUGGGAGGCAGGCACCCUCCUGUCUGACAGGUGUUCAGCCCUCCCCCUUUGUCCUUUGUAUACACACACACAGGCCAUAUUCAAGUCACAGAGGGAAGAGGGUGAUUAUCUCAGGGCUCAUUUCCCUAGCAAAUCAAUCUGCAGCUGUCAGCCAGAGCAAAGGGCCGUCGGAGCAGGGCCCUGCCUCCGUAGGCCCAGCCGCUGGCAUGGAGCCCACUGAGCGACCCAGGCACUGGAGGGGAGUUCUGCGCUGCCAGCUAUGCUACCUGCUGCUAGGCACCUGUUCUGGGCUGACAGUGACCGUGCCCUCGGCCACGGUCCAUGGCGUCCGGGGUCACGCGCUCUACCUUCCAGUGAUCUAUAGCUUCCAGACCCCAGCCUCAGACGUCCAGAUCAUAUGGCUGUUCCAGAGGCCUCGGACCACUCCCAAAUACCUGCUGGGCUCGGUGAACAGAUCUGUGGUCCCCGAUCUGGAGUACCGGCACAAGUUCGCCAUGAUGCCGCCCAACGCCUCCCUGCGCAUCCAGCCGCUCCAUUUCAGCGAUGAGGGCACUUACAUCGUCAAGGUCAAUGUGAACAUGCGAGGAAACGGGACUGUGUCUGCUCACCAGAAGAUUCUCGUCACUGUGGAUGAUCCUGUGACCAAACCCACCGUGCACACUCACCCUUCCUCUGGGGCCGUGGAGAACGUGGGCAACUUGACGCUGACAUGCGUGGUGGGCACAGGCACACGGGUCACGUACCAGUGGCUGAAAGAUGAGAAGCCGGUGCAAGCCGGCACGACCUACAUCUUCUCUCUCAACCGCAGCAUCCUCCACAUCGCCCCUGUGACAAAAGCCGACAUUGGGGAAUUCCGCUGCCUGGCAAGGAACGCCGUCAGCGAGAUGUGGAGUGAAGCCCUGGCGCCCGUCAUCUACUAUGGACCUUAUGGACUCACAGUCAAUUCUGACCGAGGCCUGAGAGUGGGAGAGGUAUUCACUGUUGACCUUGGGGAGGCUGUCCGGUUUGACUGCUCUGCAGACUCCAAUCCCCCCAACAUUUACUUGUGGAUUCAGCGGGACAACAAUUCCACCCAGGUGAUCGAGCACGGGCCGCACCUGGAGGUUGCUUCAGAGCACAUGGGCCGCAGCACCGAUUACACGUGCUGUGCCUAUAACAACAUGACUGGGCGGAGAGGAGAGGCACGCUUCACGGUGAUCAUCACAUCUCUAGGACUAGAGAAGGUCACCAGCAAAGGCAAAUCAUCCUUGGCCAUCAUCACGGGCAUCUCCGUGUUCCUGAUCGUCGCCAUGAGCAGCCUCUUCUUGUGGAAGAAGUGCCGACCUUACAAAAUCAUCCACCAGGGGCGCACAGGCAGGUCAGAAUCCGAAUACGGGAAAGCGCAAACGUUUUCAGGCCACGAAGAUGCCCUGGCUGACUUUGGGAUCUAUGAAUUUGUUGCCUUUCCGGAGCCUUCCACUGCUCCCAGGAUACCCAGCAGGCCCAUUUGUGGCUCUGAGUGGAGCCCCCGGCAGGAGGUCCACGGCACCAUAUAUGAAGUUAUCCAGCACGUCCCUGGACAGGAGCAGCAAGGCCAUCCAGAGUAACUGGGAGCCUAGGAGCCGUGGUCAGGCCAAAAAAAGGCAGCCACAGCCCACAGCCAUAUUCUGCCCCAGAAACUCAUUUCUAGUCUGGGGCACAUCCCAGCUGUGGCAUCAGGGGGAGACCCUGUGAGAACAGCUACGGUGCCUUCAGGGCCUCCAUCGUGGAGGCCAGCUACCCCACCCCCGACUUCAACCCCUCCAUCCUCCAUCCUCCCGAACAGACCAGACUCAUCCAGACGUUCAUCUACGGGGUGGAGACAUGGCCACCACGCCUGCCACUCCCCUGACUUUGAUGUUCCCUUGUGCUGAGUAAUUAAUCCAUGCCUGAAAAUGCCAGGGGAAUGGGCUGCAGUUUUAGCUUGGUGGGUGGGGACCCAUCACUGUAGGUGGGAAGGAGAAACUUCUUCAUUGUCCCAAGGUCACAGAUGCCAUCCUGUCUAAAAGCUUUGACCCGAGGUCAUUCUAGGGUGGGCACUCUGAGGUAGAUGGACAGUCCCACCUGGACUGGUUCCCGGACCCCAAGCCCUAACCCAAGGUGGGUGACGGCCUGCUCCUUCCUUGUCUAAGUCAAGGCUGCCUCCUUCCCCAGAGUCCUCCUCCCCUACUCUUCUCUCUUCUUUUCAUUCUCUUUCCACCCCCAAGAAGCUGUUCCUGUUGCCUGAGAGAAUAGUGGAGUGACAACUCUGUGUCACUCCACUCAUUACAGGUGAUUCACGUGGAGAACCAGGGAAACAUAGCCAGCAAUUGUAAAGUCUUGGGCAAAAAACCAAGCCUGCCGUCUAAGGGCACAGCUGAUGUUUUCAUCACCCUGGCCAAUUAAAAGUCAGUUUCCAAAGAGAAAGGAAGUUGGGGAAAUCAAGAAGGUUUCUAAUAAUGAGAUCUGCAUUUGUGGCUCUCAGUUUAAAACUUAGAAAUCAUAGCUGUGGUCAGGAAUAGGAAAUGCCUAAAAAGGGCUGGUAUAAAUAGAUUUACUUGGAGUCUUGCACAUCUGUUCUGCCUUCAUGGCUUUGCAAUGAAGACUGAAGGAAUUAUACUUAUCUGCACAUACAUACCAAGGGAAACCUGUCUCUCCUGGCUUCGUCUGAAUUCCUUCAUGGGAGCCUAAAGCCUUUCCCUCUGGGCAUAGGGAAAUUCUGUUUACCUUUUCUGUGGUGUUGUUUUAAAUGUCUGAUUUGUCUUUAUGGACACUACACCAAUGGUGUCCUUGUUGGGAGUACUGUAAGAAGGAGGCAACCGAAGGGGAAACAUCCUCACAGAGGAGAUCAAGACAGAUCUAAAACUGUUUUUUUUUUUUUUGUCAAAAGCUCUGUCUCUGGCUGGGGACUUGGAGCUAAAAAAAGAAAAAGAGAAUUAUCUAUCUUUGAUACUUCUUCCCAGAGUGGAGAAAGAAAAUUUUUACUGGGAAAUCACUCUGGAAAAUCAAUCAGGAGAAGGGUGAAGGGCAAAUAGGAGUUCUUGAACAGCUGUGAUCACCACAUCAUCUCUUUCAUGCUGCUUCCUACUCAUGAGAAGAAAUCUAGGAAUCUGAGGAGAGCUUUGUUAAGGAGGAUUAAUGAAGGGAGAAGCAAAAGUAACAUUAUCAUGGCCAUAGACUACAGACCACACAGGCAGAAAGAGGAAAUAGAUGAGUUCAGAAAACAUCACAGAUCCAGUAUGGAGUGAGUAUAGUGACAAGAUACAUCCAUUAUUCAGACACAGCGUCAGAGACCAACUGUCUCCUUUUGUAGAUGAGGAAGCAGAAGCCGUGGCAGGCAGAGCCAGGAUUUGAAACAAGUUGCUUUGAUUCUCAGGCUUUAUGAGUGUGCAGAGCUUCUCUCUGCCAAAAGCAUGAUGCCUUACCUUAUCAAUAAGGUCACCCUUUGGAAGACAGAUGAUAGAUAGGCCAAUGGACCAUGUAUUGAGUGUUUACUAUAUGCCAAGCACUCAGGAUGCAAAUCCAAGCAAGGCAGUUUCUGUCCUCUAGGACAGUGGUGACAAACUCCAAUCCAGAUAAUUCUGUGGGCCACAAAUUAACUUAGAAAACCACCAAUUAAUAUGAUCUCUGUUGAAUCAUAUUUUUCUUUAUUUUGUUAGACAUUUUCCCAUGACAUUCUAAUCUGGAGUUUGGGGGGCCUGUGGGCUAUGGGUUUGAUAUGAGUUGACAUCUCUGUAUAGGAGAAGACACAUGAACAGAAGCCAGGAAAGGGAGGGAGGGUGUGAGACUGUGCAUACAGCCCCUCGGUUUGGACCUGGUGGCUGGGAAGCAAAGGAGAGGAUUGGUUCUGGGAACAAGGAUGUAAAGAGACCUCAGCUUUCACGCUUCCAGGGUGGAGUCCAAGUGUCUUGUAUGGAAGAGAUGGGGAUGCAGGCUGGAGUGGAAGCUGAGGAAAAAAACAGGGGAUUGUCUCUGACAAGGAAGGUCAGGGCACUGGGAUGGAAAAGAUGGGACCUUUGGCUAGAAGUGACCAGUCCGGAGAGCUGGGCAUAGUGGGACAUAACCCUGGAUAUUGGGAGAGAUGUGUUCACAGAUGACUUUUCUAGAUAGGAAGGAAAUACAGGGUGCCAGGGCUUAAGAUUUCACAAGAGACGUGGUCACAUAUGGGAUAGAUAGCUUUCAAGAAUGCAGUUUGUUGGGUUUUUUUUGGCUAGGCAAUGGGGUUAAGUGACUUGCCUAGGGUCACAUGGCUAG